Capsella rubella is the source of this 1528-nucleotide messenger RNA. RefSeq names its product probable N-acetyltransferase HLS1. The record is from RefSeq and is a predicted model, not a curated record. Bases 175 to 1389 code for a protein of 404 amino acids. The transcript has 3 exons. Gene Ontology annotation, molecular function: acyltransferase activity, transferring groups other than amino-acyl groups. NCBI's taxonomy places the organism in Eukaryota, Viridiplantae, Streptophyta, Magnoliopsida, Brassicales, Brassicaceae.
UCACUUGUCUCAUUUCCACACUAGUCUUCUCUAUCUAUAUAUAUAUUAAACCCUAUCUUCUUCACUCUUCUCCUAAGUCCUUAACUCUUUACUCUUUAUUCUCUCUCUCUCUCUCUCUUUCUGCUCUGUUAUUGUUCUGUUUCUACUAUCUCUGUAUCUGUGUGAAAGCCAAAUAUGACGGUGGUGAGAGAGUACGACCCGACCCGAGACUUAGCCGGCGUUGAGGACGUGGAGCGACGGUGUGAAGUUGGACCAAGCGGCAAGCUUUCUCUUUUCACCGACCUUUUGGGUGACCCGAUUUGUAGGAUCCGACAUUCACCUUCCUAUCUCAUGCUGGUGGCUGAGAUGGGUACGGAGAAGAAGGAGAUUGUGGGGAUGAUUAGAGGAUGCAUCAAGACCGUUACAUGUGGCAAAAAGCUCGAUUUAAAUCACAAGUCACAAAACGACGCCGUCGUCAAGCCUCUUUACACUAAACUCGCUUACGUUUUGGGCCUUCGUGUCUCUCCUUUUCACAGGAGACAAGGGAUUGGUUUUAAGCUGGUGAAGAUGAUGGAGGAAUGGUUCAGACAAAACGGUGCUGAAUACUCUUACAUUGCUACUGAAAACGACAACCAAGCUUCGGUUAAUCUCUUCACCGGGAAAUGUGGUUACUCUGAGUUCCGUACGCCGUCGAUUUUGGUUAAUCCGGUUUACGCUCAUCGGGUUAAUAUAUCGCGAAGAGUCACGGUGAUUAAAUUAGACCCGGUCGAUGCUGAGACGUUGUACCGACUCCGGUUUAGUACAACCGAGUUUUUCCCGCGGGAUAUCGAUUCGGUUCUGAAUAACAAACUCUCGCUCGGGACUUUUGUAGCAGUGCCACGUGGAAGCUGUUAUGGAUCCGGGUCUGGAGCAUGGCCCGGUUCGGCUAAGUUCCUCGAGUACCCACCCGAGUCAUGGGCCGUGUUGAGCGUGUGGAACUGUAAAGACUCUUUUCGGUUGGAGGUUCGCGGCGCGUCGAGGCUGAGGCGCGUGCUGGCUAAAACGACUAGGGUGGUCGAUAAAACGCUGCCGUUUUUGAAACUCCCUUCGAUUCCUUGUGUUUUCGAGCCGUUUGGGCUUCACUUCAUGUACGGGAUCGGAGGGGAAGGUCCACGCGCGGUGAAGAUGGUGAGGUCGUUGUGUGCUCACGCGCAUAACCUGGCCAAGGAAGGAGGAUGCGGUGUAGUUGCGACGGAAGUAGCCGGAGAAGAGCCGUUGCGGCGAGGGAUACCGCAUUGGAAAGUGCUGUCGUGCGCCGAGGAUCUUUGGUGUGUUAAACGGCUUGGGGAAGACUACACUGACGGCGUUAUUGGUGACUGGACCAAAUCGCCACCUGGCGUUUCUAUUUUUGUAGACCCUAGAGAAUUUUAAACUUCACUUUUUAUUUAACCCUAUAGUUUUCUUUUAAUGUCAAAUUAGUGACUUUAGUUCUAAGUUGUUUAGAUAUCUUGAUGAUGGGGUCGUUUAGUUUUUAGAAUUAUUAUUAAUCUUUCUAUUGUUCUUAGGUUUU